Molecule: messenger RNA, 6574 nt
Organism: Zea mays
Lineage: Eukaryota; Viridiplantae; Streptophyta; Magnoliopsida; Poales; Poaceae
Product: autophagy-related protein 2
Exons: 14
Coding region: 257-6040 (1927 amino acids)
Biological process (GO): autophagy of mitochondrion; reticulophagy; autophagy of peroxisome
Cellular component (GO): phagophore; phagophore assembly site
Molecular function (GO): phosphatidylinositol-3-phosphate binding; protein-membrane adaptor activity
Source: RefSeq, a predicted model, not a curated record
AUCCUAACCGGAUUGGACCCCACUUGUCUGGCCCCAUCCGACAGUGGCACAGAUUUCCUUUGCGCGAGCAUAAAUAGGCGAUUUCCCAGGGUGUGCGAUACAAGUAUGCGGCAACUCUGACAGUCUGCUCCAGUGCUCCUCCAGGGUCUAAUACGAAAAAGCCGACUUGUUAUCAAUCGAACCAAGCAACUAUCGCUUCCGUCGCCGGCGAGCCUCCUUCUCCGCAACCACCGACGCCGCCGCGAAAGGGGAAGCGAUGGGGUUCUUGGACGGCUUCCGUCCCGACACGCUGCUAAAGCGCGUCUGCAAGUCGCUGCUCAAGAAGCGGCUGGGGGAUCUGAUCCUCGGCGACCUGGACCUCGAUCAGUUCGACAUCCAGCUUGGCCACGGCACGCUGCAGCUCAACGACCUCGCUCUCAACGCUGAGUUCAUCAACCGUAAGUUAUCAGGAUCCCCUAUUACGCUGAAAGAAGGAUCAAUAAAAUCCUUGCUAGUAAGAUUCGCUGCUAGCUGCGAGAUUGUUGUUGAAGAAUUGGAGCUUGUGCUUUCUCCAUCUGUUGCAAGUGAAGUUGAUGAUGUGCAUACUGAAUGCUCUGUCUCUGGUAGUACUAGUGACACACACACUUUAGUCAAGAUCCAAAGAAAUGAAUCCGAUAGUAAUCAGUGUUCCACUUCUGUAUCUCGAGAUGUGGAUGAUGGUGUAAAGAGAAUUGCCAAUGCCGUCAAACGGUUUCUGACAAGCUUUAAUAUCAAGUUAAAGAAUGCCUAUGUCAUAUUUGAUCCUCAAACCAGUUUGAGUAGUAGAUUUCCAGAAACUAGUCGAUCUCUAGUUUUCCGAAUUAAAGAGUUGGAAUUUGGAACCCAACUUGGUCUAUUUAAACUGGACAACUUUUUAACUUUCCGUGAGGCAGUCAUUGAGUUUUUGAAGAUGGAUGAUGUCGACACACUGCUUCAAAAUGAUCUAAAUAGAGGAACAGCUGACAUUUCAGCACAUCAUAGUACUACCGCAGUCUUAACCGGUCCCAUUGGUGGAUUCUCAGGGAAACUCAAUUUAAGCAUCCCAUGGAAUAAGGGUUGCUUGAGCUUUGAGAAAAUUGAUGCAGAUGUAUCAGUUGAUUCAUUAGAAUUACGUUUACAAUUCAGCAGCAUCCGGUGGAUCAUGAAUGUAUGGGAUUCUCUCCAAAGAAAGCCAGUAGACGAACAGAGUUGUGUUCAUAAUAUUGCAGAUAUCUCUAUUAGUGCUUCGAGCUCUGCCUACUGUCCACCUGCUUCAAGCUCUUUGAAGCCAUGUUCAGAUUCUGUGAUAGCCAGUGACUACAUGGCACAGAGCACAUUUUCUCAAAACAGGCAGGAUAAAGUUCAGGAUUCUUUCCUUACAAGCGCACACGUGAUAACAGACUGGAUGGAGCCUGUUGCUCGUAAGGAUCUGUGUGACCCUGAUUCAGAUUGUGAUGAAAGCAUUGAUCAGUUCUUUGAAUGUUUUGAGGAAUUGAGGAACUCCCAGUCAAGUUUAGGAAACAGUGGUAUAUGGGACUGGACGUGUUCAGUAUUCAAUGCCAUAAGUUUUGCAUCCACUUUAGCUUCUGGAUCUGAUCAAGUUCCUAAAGAACCAGUUGUCGAGAGGACCUUACGAGCCUCCAUCACCGAGAUAUCUGUUCUUCUUUUGUUCAGUGAUGACACAGAUAUAAAAAAUUCCAGUGUUCCUAUCAGUGCAUUGGAUGAUAUGAGACAUUCUGAAAUGUUUUCGAGCUGCCUUUCCUCUGAGCAUUUUGAGAAAUCAAUUAUAUCUCCUGCUACAGCUUCCAGCUUAAAUAUGCAUCAUCUCAAAGCCAAGUGUGAGAACAUUCAUCUUGAUCUACAGACUUAUCCAAAAAAUGUAAGGCUCAAGGCAUCAAUUGCCCAAAUUAAACUUGAUGAAUACUACCACGCCGGAAACAAUAUUUCAGAUGAUUCAAACCUUGGUAAUCACUUCUUGAACAAUAACUUGCGGCAAGGAGUUCAAGCUUCCCUCCCUCAGUGCCUGUUUGCUGUUGGAGAUCAUUCGGUGGAAACCUAUGAAUUUUGUGGCAAUAGUUCAACUGAAUUGACUAGAGUUGAAUUGCUAAAAACUUUUGGCGAGUGCACAUUCUGUUAUGAUGUCAGUACCAAAGAUCAAGAUGGCAAUUUAGUGAGCUCAACUUCCAUGUCGAUCUAUUUGGCUCCUUUGCUUUUAUGGGUGCACUUUCAUACAAUAUACAUGCUACUGAGUUUUGUAAGUAAUGUUGAGUCUGAUUUGUCACAUGGAGAGCAUAAAAUUCAAAAGCAUGGUGACGAAAAGGGAAGCAGAUUGACUACCAGCACAACCAUGUCCUCAAGUGGAAGUCUAAAAGUUCAGAUAUCCCUAGCACAGGCAAGAAUUGUCCUGUGCUUUCCAUCUGAGUUUUCAUGGGAUUUGAGCCACCCAUCUGUCCUGGAUAAGUUCCUGGUGAUCGACCAUACUUCAUGUCUGAACAUGGUAGAAACUGCAUCACACCCUCAAAACGAAAUGCAAAAUGAGGUUCAUCUUAGCAAGUCGUGUACCUCAAUACAUUUGGCUGUAGGGGACAUAGAUGUAUAUUUGGUUAAGCCAGUCAAUAAUGUAUUGGUUGGUAGAAUCUGUUCUUCAAGUAGGCAAACUUUCUCUGCAAUGAAAAUUCUUUCUGUUACUGGAUCCAGUUAUAAUGACUCUGGCAUCACACUGAUCAGGAGAAAGUAUCCUGUAACUGGCCCUGAGAUUUUGAACAAUGCUUGGAGUUUGCCAAAGAUGCAUGAUGAAAAGAUCACUAAAAAUCAAAACAGCAAAUGGGCUGGCAUUUCCCCUUCUUCAAAUGAUCUUUUAGAGACAGGAUCUAGUAUGCGCCAGGAGCUCCUUAAGAGCACUGAGCUCUUAUUUCAUGUUCAACUUUCUUGUGUUUCAUUACGACUUAGUAAAAAGGAUUGUGAGUUACUAAAUAAGCUGCUAGAUCAUGUCAUUAAGGGGAUAUCAAAUGAACAAACAAGCAUUUCUGGAAAUUCCAAGGACCAAUCUGUUCUGAUCAAUGAUACCUUCAUUCAAACGUCUGUCCUUUUUGAAUGCAGUAUAUUGGAAAUUUGCACUGAAUUGAAUGAAACAGUGGAAGUUGGUCCUUUAUUACAGGCAGAACUAAAAGGAUCCUGGAACUCUGUUAAGUUGAAUGUUUCAAAAUUUUGUCUUUUCUCCUGUUCAAAUGUUGGAGGCCUCAACAAUGCCAGUUUUCUUUGGGUGAAUCAUGGUGAAGGUGAGCUUUGGGGUUCUGUUAGUGCUAAGAAUGAUAAAAUCCCUGGAGAAAGUAAAGAUUUUCUUAUAGUGGCUUGCAAGGACUCUGCCUGCAGGCGGGGUGAUGGUGAAGGUACUAAUGUGCUGUCUAUUGGUGCUGCUGGCUGUUCUGUGACCCACAUCAGGAACCCAAAGCUAAAAGAGAAUUACACUUCUGUUGAUGUUCGUUCUGGCACAAUUGUAGCACCUGGUGGCCGUAUGGAUUGGAUCAAUGCGAUAUGCCUGCUGUUCAGUUCAGGCUCAGAUAGAACUGAAAAGUCAGAUGAUAGUAACACACCAAAUAGCUAUCAGUCUGGUGAACCUUAUUCAUCAUCUUUAUUUAUCGAGUUGGCUGAUGUUGCUGUUAGCUAUGAACCUCAUUUUAAACAUUCCACUCUCAGUGCUGGAGCAGCCGACCGCAAGUUUUUCUCAUGCCUUUUAGCUGCAUCAUCAUUUAAACUCCAUAAUAAAUCUGCAUCAGCCUCUGCAGCUACUGAUUUUGAUAUCCAAUUACGUGAUCUUGGAGUCCUCAUUUCUCAAUCAUCUGGUUCAACAAAUGGUACUUGCAGUUAUGGUGUAGAUUACCUUCGUCAAGCAGGUUAUACUAAGGUUGUCCAGAACACAUUCAUUGAAGCUUCUCUAAGAUUAGAUUCUUCCUUUUGGAAGCUUGAAAUAUCUGAUUCCCAAUUUGACAUUGGUACAUGUCAUGACACAACUUAUGGUCUUAUUGGUUUGGGAUCUCAACUCCAGCAGCUAUAUGGUCCAGAUAUGCAGGAUGCUUUAGAUCAUCUGCAGUCUAGGUGGAAUAGUGUUCAGCAAGCAAACAAGCAAAAUAUGGCUGCUGAUGCAUCAGACAAGUCUGAGAGCAGUUUGGAGAUUUUGGUCGAUUCUGGGGAUUACCAGUCAGAUGGACUUCUUGAUGAUAUUAUUGAGAAUGCUUUUAACACAGAGGAUUGCAUGGACACCAAUUUUUGGGAGAACAAUUACCAUCACUUAUUUAGUAGCAGUGAGACGGAUGAUGGAUUUGAGCUGAAUGCGGCCACUUCACAUGUAUUUCCUAUAUCUACUCCAGAAGGCAAUGUUACUCAAAUAUCACUAGAACAGAACGUCUGUCCUGAUCAAAUCAUUGAUUCAUAUUGUGUGCCUGAAUUUCAUCAAUCAUUAUCAACUCUAUGUGAUGAAGAGCAUAAAUGUACAUCUGGUGACAAUUCUCAUAGAACCCUGGAAAGUGAAGAUGCUGGAUGGUAUAACAAUGUUCCCUUAACAAUAGUUGAGAAUCAUGUUUUGAAAAAGAAAAACGAGCAAGUACUUCAACACAAAGUGUCUUCUGUUUGCAGUUUGAAUCCUGAUGAAUAUUGUAAUCUGAAAGGAAAGGUUCAUAUUCAUGAUAUAGAUGUAAAGUGGCGGAUGUAUGCUGGAGAUGACUGGUUAUUACCUCAGAAAGAUUUGACUAGCUUAACAUGCACAGAUGGAAGAAAUAGGAGCUCUUCACUGGAAUUUACUGUGAGAGGGCUCAAUAUCCAAGUUGACAUGUAUCCAAAUGGGGAUGUUUCUAUAUCUAGGCUAUCUGUAGCUGCUGAGGACAUAACUCUUUGUGAUCAAAGUAUCCAUGCUCCAUGGAAACUGGUUCUUGGAUGUUACAACUCAAAGGAUUACCCAAGAGAGUCAUGCUCCAGUGCAUUCAGGUUAGAAUUGGAGUCUGUGAGGCCGGAGCCACAGGCUCCUUUGGAAGACUACAGGCUCCAUCUUGAGAUUUUGCCUCUACAGUUGCAUCUUGAUCAAGAGCAACUUAACUUCCUAAUAAAUUUCUUCAAGAAUGAUUCAUGUAACAAUGAUCCUCAUUUGCAUUGCGAAAAUGAUACUGUUGAUGUGAAGAGCACAAGCAAUGGAAGCAAUAUGGUUGUGGAUGAGGCAUUACUUCCUUUCUUUCAGAAAUUUGACGUAAAGCCACUUAUUCUGCACAUUAAUUAUAUACCCCGUCAGUUUGACCCGAUUGCCCUAAGCAAGGGAAAUUACGCAGAACUUCUCAACAUUCUUCCAUGGAAGGGAAUUGAUUUGAAGCUUAAGCAUGUUUCUGCAAUGGGCAUUUACGGAUGGAACAGCAUAGGUGAUACGGUAGCAGCGGAAUGGUUGGAAGACAUUUCUAAAAAUCAGGUGCACAAAUUGCUAAAAGGGCUUCCUCCAAUAAGAUCACUAGUUGCUGUUGGUUCAGGGACCAGAAAGUUGGUCUCGUUGCCCAUCAAAAGCUACAAGAAGGAUCGGAAAUUGCUCAAGGGAAUGCAAAGAGGCGCAGUUGCUUUUAUUAGAAGUGUUACCAUUGAGGCAGUAGGGCUUGGAGUCCAUUUGGCUGCAGGAGCUCAUGAUAUGCUUGUGAAGACAGAAUGCGCCCUUACAACUGUUCCACCACCUUUAGCCUCAUGUGAAGUGAAACGAACAAAGCACAACAUUAGAGCUAACCAACCUGAAAGUGCACAGCAAGGAAUGAAACAGGCAUAUGAAAGUUUAACUGACGGGUUUGGAAGAACUUCCUCUGCUAUCAUUGGCAAUCCUAUUAAAGUUUAUAACCGAGGGGCUGGUGUCGGAUCAGUUCUGGCUACUGCAAUCUGUGGAGCACCAGCUGCUGCAGUAGCUCCAAUCUCAGCAUCUGCUCGUGCUUUACAUUAUGCACUUCUUGGGCUAAGGAACAGCCUUGAUCCUGAGCAUAAGAAGGAAUCCAUGUACAAAUACCAGGGACCCUCCCAAGCAUAGACGUCAUUGGUGGUCGGUUCAUUCUUUGGCGAGCCUUACACCAUCUCCCUGAAACUGGUUUUAGGAGCUCCUUUGCCAGUCUCGUCCAAUGGUGAGGUGCAAACUUGUACAGUGUGUACAGAUCGUAAGACAGAUUAUAUUUGGCAUCAAAGCCACACACUAAAUUGACACAUAAGGGUUUAAUUAGCACUCAUAUUUUGCACCACGAAGGCACGUGGAAGUUUUGUAAUCCCUCUUCGUUGCAUGACUGCCCCCGAUGUACAUAAUGUGGUUGCUGUGUGGGUUGUGCGGAUGUAAAUUAUCUUCAUGACUGUCCCCAAUGUACAUAAUGUGGCUGCUGCGUGAGUUGUGCGGAUGUAAAUAUCUCUUUUGCUUUGGUUGCGUGUGCGCGCGCCUCUGGUCCGCUGUUCAAGAGUGUGUUUUGAGCUGCUGCUGCUGGUGUCAUUUGCCGCAGCCCAUGAACCUGAUCAUUCUGGCUUUCUAGUGUUAUCACGCUAAAAUAUCUGAUAUAGAAGUUGUGCAAUAUUAAGUCUA